CGUCGCUGUACAGUUGUUUUUAGGCUUCAGGAUUUAUUACUAGAUUGAAAAUAGAUUUAUUCGUCCAUCAUUUUAGAAAUAUCCUUCCUGCAUAACCUCAUCUCUAUCUUUCUUUCUUUUACCUCCCUCCAUCAUUCCUUCCUCACGUGUUUUUCCUUUCUCUGUUUGGCUUCCUUCCUUCUUUUCCUUUCCUCCCUCCCUUCUUAUUUCUUUCUUUCAGUUGUUCUUUCUAUCUUUCUUUCUUUCUGUCACCCCCCCCCCCCCCUUACUUCCCUCCUUUCUCCCUCCCUCCGUCUCUCUUCCUUUCCUCCGUUCCUUCGGCCCUUCAUCAUUCCUUCCUUACAUCUUUUCCUUUCUCUCUUUGUCUUCCUUCCUCCUUUCCCCUCCAUCCUUCUCUCUCUCUCUCUCUCUCUCUCUCUCUCUCUCUCUCUCUCUCUCUCUCUCUUGCUUACAUUAACAUUUAUUCGUUUAUAGCAGACGCUUUUAUCCAAAGCUUCCCUCCUUCCGUCUCUCUUUCUUUCCUCCAUUCCUUCAGCCCGUUCUCACGAAACGUACCGAGUGAAAGAGUCGAAUCGGCUCAGUGAAUCGAAUCAGUGGUGUGUGGGGGAGAGAAAGAGAAUCAGAAUCACAUCGCUGAUCGUAAAAGCCGGAGCGCAGAGCGCGAGAGUCUGGAACAAAGGCGCGCGGACGUGAGGAUCUGAAGAGGGAAUAGAGGAGGAAGAGGACGAGGAGGAAGAGGGUGAUGAGGAUGAGGAUGAUGCUCUGACCACCAUCCUGUGUCUUAGACAUUCGGUAGACAUUCGAUACAGUGCGGGGCGGUGCGGUGCGGUGCGGGGCAAAGGCGCGUGCUGAAGCAGAUGGAGCAGAGAGGGAUGCAGAGGAGAGCUCACUGACUCUCACACACACACUGACAUAGGAGGAAGAUCACACAGCAGUGUGUGUGUGUGUGUGUGUGUGUGUGUGUGUGUGUGUGUGUGUGUGUGAGGUUGAGCUGAACACUGCGGGAUUUCCUCAGGAUUUUCUUCACAGCUCGGACCGGCUGCAUCGCGCAGGUAUGGUCUGUGACACACACCACAGCAGAAGCAGUAGAAGCAGGAGAAGCAGCAGCAGCGCUACCAUGAGAGGAAGCGUGUGCUUCACCGCCGUCUUCCUCGGCUUCACAUGGCACGUCAGCCUCUCGCAGGCCACCACCGCAACCCCGAAUGAAGCAGAGUUGAACGACAACAUCACAGUUUUCACUCGGAUCCUGGAUGGACUGCUGGAUGGCUACGACAACAGACUGCGUCCCGGCCUGGGAGAAAAGGUGACUGAGAUCAAGACCAACAUCUUUGUCACCAGUUUCGGUCCCGUGUCUGAUACUGAGAUGGAGUACACCAUUGAUGUGUUUUUCCGCCAAAGCUGGAAGGAUGAGCGCUUGCGCUUCAAAGGGCCCAUGGGGAUGCUGCCCCUGAACAACCUGCUGGCCAGCAACAUCUGGACUCCUGACACCUUCUUCCUGAACGGCAAGAAAUCCAUCGCGCACAACAUGACCACGCCGAACAAGCUGCUGAGGCUGCAGGAUGACGGCACGCUGCUCUACACCAUGAGACUGACGAUAUCAGCGGAGUGUCCGAUGCAGCUGGAGGAUUUCCCCAUGGACGCUCACGCCUGUCCUCUCAAAUUCGGGAGCUAUGCCUACCCGAUCUCAGAGGUGGUGUACAAGUGGACCCAAGGUCCAACCAAGUCUGUGGUGGUGGCGGAGGACGGCUCACGACUCAACCAGUACCAUCUGAUUGGCCAGACAGCCGGCACUGAGGACAUCAACACCAGCAGAGGCCUCUACACAGUGAUGAUGGCUCACUUCUACCUGAAGAGAAAGAUCGGAUACUUCGUCAUCCAGACCUACAUGCCGUGCUUCAUGACCGUCAUUCUGUCCCAGGUCUCCUUCUGGCUGAACCGGGAGUCUGUCCCUGCGAGGACGGUGUUUGGCGUGACCACAGUGUUAACCAUGACCACACUGAGCAUCAGUGCCCGAAACUCUCUGCCCAAAGUGGCCUACGCUACAGCCAUGGACUGGUUCAUCGCCGUGUGCUACGCCUUCGUCUUCUCCGCCCUCAUCGAGUUCGCUACUGUCAACUACUUCACCAAACGCAGCUGGGCCUGGGACGGCAAGAAAGCCAUGGAAGCUCAACAGCCCAAAAAAAAAGACCCGCUGGCGCUGUCCAAGAAGCCCAACAACACGUGCUCCACCGGCAUGAACUUCACAGCCAACAUCACCAAAGACUCGGCCAUCGCCACCAUCUCCAACAGCACCACCGUGCAGAUGAAGAGCGCCGAGAGCAAGUCCACGCCAGACCCCAAGAAAACCUACAACAGCGUCAGCAAGAUCGACAAGAUGUCCCGGAUAGUGUUCCCCGUCCUCUUCGGUACCUUCAACCUCGUCUACUGGGCCACGUACCUCAACAGGGAACCGGUGAUUAAAGGAGCGGUUUCGCCCACAUAGAAAGUUCUCUCAUUCGUCCCCUUCCUUCCUUCUUUUUAUUUUAUUUUUCAAUCCCUUUUUUUCUCGCCGUUCUUAAUAAACUGGAACAAAAAAACCACCACCCAGCGUCCACCAUCACAUUAUAAAGAUCAGAUUAUUAUCCCAUCUCUCCUGCACUCCCCUCUGUUGUAUUUAUUUACAUUUUUAUUUUCGUUCUCAGAGAUUGCAUGAUCAGUUCGAAGCUCUGCAGGAACACCGUCUUAUUGCCAUGUCUGCCUUGACUUUCUACUGUAUAUUACUCUUCUAUUAGGAUUUCAGAGAAGAUUGUUGCAUUUCCCUUACGAAAUCAUAACGUGUUCGACACCAACAAGGGUUUCAAUCACGACCGAUCAGUUUAUGACUUUCAAAUAGGACAAGAUAUGAAGAAAAAUAUGCAUUUGGCAUCUCUAUGAGUUUCUUUGUCUGUUACAGUGCCUUGCAUAAGUAUUCGCCCCAUGCCCCCCCCAUCCCCAAUCAACUGUUUUAAUGAUAUUGAGGCUUUAUUGAUGACAUGUAUAUUACAGAACAGUGAGAUUCUUUUCUUCGCAUACCCCAGCAUGUUAGGAAGUUGGGAUUCAGAGCGCAGGGUCAGCCAUGAUAUAGCGCCCCCUGGAGCAGAGAGGGUUAAGGGCCUUGUUCAAGGGCGCAACAGUGCUGGGGCUUGAAACCCCAACCUUCUGAUCAGUAACCUAGAGUCUGGCAGUGCUGGGGCUUGAACCCCCCCUGACCUGUAACCCAGAGUCUUAACCGCCAAGACACCACUGCCCCUACAACCUGGAACACAUAAACUUUCAUUUAAAUUACACAAACAACAUUUACACAAAAAAAGCAUACAUUUGUUGAUUUCAUAAGUAUUUCAUAAACAGCCACAGAUUCUCAAUCAGACUUAGGACUGGGAUCUGACGGAGACGAUCGCACACAUUCAGGUUCUUGCUUUUGGAACCUCUCUUGUGCAGCUCUGUCAGUUCGCUCAGAGUCAUUGUCCUGUCACGACAUGAAGUUCCGCCCCCAGUCUCAAGUCUCUUGUAGGCAACAGGUUUUCUUCUCGGAUUGCCCGGCGUUCGGCUCCAUCCAUCCACGUCCUCAGCCCUGACCAGUUUCCUAGUCCCUGAUGAUGAAAGGCCUGAUGAGAACAUGAUACUACCACCACCAUGCUUCACAGUACGGUAGGGAUGACGUUCACAGGUUGUUGGGUUUCCGCCAAACGAGGCACUUUGUGUCAAAGCCAAAAUGUUCAAUUCUUGUCGCCUCGGACCGGAGAACCUUUUCUACACGUUUACCGAGUCAGCAAGAUGUCUACACCAACGUGCAGCUGAUCACUCCGCCAUAAAACACAACUUUGUGGAGUGUCCAGGUUGUGGAUCUCUACAGCAAACUUCAGAGUCACCCUUGACCUCUUGGUUGCUUCUCUGACAAAUUACUGACUUAAUGUCGCUGCACAGGAUGACUGAUAUUUUCCCGGAAUUGUUUUGAUCGCGCUCUGGUUUUGGUGAUGCUGUUUGUUUAGGUGUGUUCUCUGUAAGACUUUGGGUUCUCUGAGGAACAGGUGUAUUUAUACUGAGAUCACGUGACGCUUUAAUUACUAUAAUUAUGCCAAUUCUAAUGGUAACUAACUGCACCAGGAUGAAUUUAGGGGUUUUUAUAUUACAACAUAUAUACAACGUGUGAAAAACGUUCGUGGGAGGGUGAACACUUACGCAAGGCACUGUAUACGCACAUUAUCACAAAGUCAGCAAUGCCAAAUGCUAUGCAAAAAAAGAAUUUUCUAUUAUAUUGGUAUCGAAACGCUUAUACUGAAAAAAAAAUAUCGCUUUUGUAUGAAUGAGCUCGAAGCUUCUGGUGUUUGAGUUAUCGCUUGAGCAUUUCGGAGCUGCGAGUACCGAGGCAGCGCAGACCAACAGCCAUGCUAAAAGUGUUGCCUUCUUUCGGAGAGUGCACUGAAGAAAAGAAAAAAAAAAGAUCGCUUUUUAAAAACAACUUUUGGGUCUAUUUGUUAUAGCUUGAAGCCAUUUUGAAGUACCGGGCUGAACCUUUGCAUUGCGCCGUCUAGUGGCAGCUUUUAUAACUUUUGCUCUUUAAUACUCGCAGUAUGUGGAGUAAAGGAGGUCGGGUUGCAGUUAUGACUUUCAAAAUCACUUGUAUAUAGGCUGUGUGUGCUUUCGCUUUAACGUCCGAGAGAAAUAAAGGUCGUGCUACGAUGCUACGCUAACGAACGUGCAGCUAAAGAAACGCGUACGCGAGCGUUUCUGCAUUUCUUUCCCCUCGCCCCAUCCCCUCAUCUCUUACCCUCUUCGUGUGUAGCUUUGCUUCGACGUAAUCUUUUUACAUUGUAGUGAUAUGAAUCGCUUCUAAACUUAUUGAUCAUUAAGACAUUCCGCCUUGCUGGAGCACAGCACGCACAGAGCUUUUCACAAGCUGUAAUUUGUUGACAUUCUUUAAAAGAAAGGCUUGAUUUUUUUUGUUUGUUUGUUGUUUUUUUUCACCCUCCGUGCUACCAUGGAAACAAAUCGACAUGAGUUUCUGUCAGAGUUAGAAAGGAAGAAUGAAAAGAGUAAACAAAAUACGAGCCGAGAUGACCCUGAGCCUGAAUAAGAGAAGAGCAGAGAUUGAAUAAUUGCGUGUAUUCUAUGUGACAGAUACGAGACAGAGAUUUUAAAGGGAAAAAAGAAGAAAGUAAGUUAAAAGAGAGAGAGAGAGAGAGAGAGAGAGAGAGAGAGAGAGAGAGAGAGAGAGAGAGAGAGAAGUGAUUAUGGCAAAAUGGCAAAAAAUAGUGAUUGUCAGUUAUGGAGCAAAAGUUUGUACCCCCUCCAAUAUAGAAAACAGUCUAUUUUUCUUGUCUAUUUUUUAUUUACAUACAAAAAAUUCUGGAACAAGACGGGAAUUUAAAAUGAGCGAAUAUCUGAGGAACCAAGUGAAUACAAAAGCUUUACAGGUGAUUAGAAAGAGGUAAAGAGGAAAAAAAAAACAUGCAAGACAUUCAUGUUUGAUCAGAGUAUCGUGGCUUCAAAACGUCUUCAUUUUGUCCUAAGGGGAUGCAAACUUUUGCACUUAGUGAUAGAUAGAUAGAUAGAUAGAUAGAGGGGUGGAAAUUUGGUCUAAAAAAUGUUAUACACAAUGAAUUGUGUGUAACACACAGCAGCUCUGACACACUGUACGAAUGCCUUCUGGAUUUGGUUCUGAGGAUGUGUUCAGUAUGGAGUGAGACAGUUUCUCUCAGUGGUCUGCUUGUUUCCGCUGGAGUGAAACGUGAUUCUCUCAACCUACAGCUCACGCUGAUAUAAAAUACCGUCACAGAUCCACUUUAAGAAGCAGCAGCUCCACUAGCAGGAGCAGGAGUGGACCAAUCAUAGUGUAAUGUCAUUACAAAUGCGGGAAGACACGACUUAAUGUGAUGAUGUUCAACAGUGCUUAUUUAAUAAGAAGUGCUAGUCCCUUGUUCACUUUAUGGGGCGGGAUUUCAGCAGGAUCAGGGGGCUAGAGACUUCAGAGUGGGAAGCGAGAGCUCAGAGUGAGUUCGAGAGCGAGAGCAGCGAGCUAUAUUUCUCUGUCUGUUAUGUACGGCGUGGCUUGCGGCCAAAACAGUAACCCUGUAGUUCUUUAAUAAAGUCUCAGAACGAGAAAGAACCCGCCUGGUUACUACUAGUAGCGAAACGCUACAAUAUUAUUAACUAGCCCACCAAAUCGCUCCAGAAUCCUGCCCUAGUCCCAGGUUUUGCGCGGAAAUCUAAAUGACGAGGCUAAAAAGUGGAAACUAACACAAUAUAAUAACAUAUCGUGAGCUAACAAACUUUAUAACGUAGCACAGUGUGUUUGUACCUUCAUCAAAACAUUUCGGCUAGGAGGUGCGGUGUUCUGUUCCUGCAUCACUCUUAAAAUGAUAUUUGACCCUGGCUGUCGUCUUUAUGUUUCCUCAGUGUGUUUAACCAUGAGGUGACGGUGUAAUAAUCAGUGGAGUUUUACAUUCGAUUUUAUUUCACUCGGUAUCAUCAGUGUUUCCACAUACACUGGAAAAAAUGAAAACUUAUUAACUAUUAUUAUUCUACCUUUUCUCUUCUUCUUCUUCUUCCUCUUCUUCUUCUUCUUCUUCUUCCUCUUCUUCUUCUUCUGGUGAGGGUGUCUAGGGCAGCCCAUAGAACCGUCUGGUAAAAAGUUGUGAAAUUUGGCACACUGAUUGGGGAGGUAUUACAAAACAUUCGGACCAAAUUUUGGCCAAGUGCAGCCAACGCUUUAGCGCCACCAUCCGGUCAAAUGUGGAAGUACUCUUAUGAUCAUAACGUUUGAACCACGUGUCCAAAGAUUUCACAGCCAGGCACCUCUGGAUUCCCUGGAAUAUCAGGAACCCUGAUAUUCAAAACAGUUCUCCCGUAACGGACUGGCCGCUCCGAGAAACCACAAAUCACUCUUGAAUCCCUUUGCCUAUAGUUAUGGAUCUGCUUUCCUGUUAUUGCUUAUGCAACAAGUAGCAUGUCUGUGAAUGUGUGGCUCACCGAGUCUGAGUGCUUGGCUCCCGAAAAUACAUUUUUUUUUUAGUUUGUUUUGCUCAACUGAAAAAAAAAAACAGUCACAACGUGAUUUUUUUUCUUUGUUUGUUCGUUGUUGUUUGAUCCAAGGUCAGUUUUGUCAGCGUACUUGCGUGUUCCUAAUUUUGAGAUUUUGAGUCGAUCGUCCCUCGUGCGUUCAUGCUAAUUAAUCCAGCCAGUAAAAGCCAGUGUGUGUAGUGCAGAAGGUCGUGGGAUUCAGGUGCGGCACAUCACCAUGGAGCGUAUUACAUCUUAAACGCUGGGAAUGAAAACGUUUCUUUUGCGAACAUCGGUAAGAAGUAGGUAGGGUUUAUUUUUCUUUUAUUUGUCUAAAUUGUAGUUCGGGAAACUAGGAGUAAAAACAACAAAUAAACUGGGCAUGAAAUCUGUUCCAGGAUACUGAUUUGUCCACUCAUGACUAUACUUCUAUACACAUCAGAUCAUGAUGUCCGAUUUCCUGUCAAAAAAAAAGAAAAACCCCUCUAUUAAUUUUGUGCCUAUAGGUAAAUAGAUAGAUAGAUAGAUAGAUAGAUAGAUAGAUAGAUAGAUAGAUAGAUAGAUAGAUAGAUAGAAAGGUAGAUAGAUAGAUAGAUAGAUAGAUAGAAAGGUAGAUAGAUAGAUAGAUAGAUAGAUAGACAGAUAGAUGGAUAGAUAGAGAGAUAGAUAGAUAGACAGAUAGGUAGAUAGACAGACAGAUAGAUAGAUAGAUAGAUAGAUAGAUAGAUAGAUAGAUGCCAGGGAGAAAGUGAUUGAAGCACAUGUGAUUUAUACCCUACAACUUCUUUCCGGUUUAUAACCUCUUAUCAUAUGUCUGUUAUAAUAACACAGGCCCACACACACUCACACACACACACACACACACACACACACACACACACCGUGCUAAAGUGCUAAAGUGAAAAGGUUCCGCAAUUGUACUGAAAUCAUUACAUAAUGAGUUUAAUGAAAUUAUUACUAGAAUGCCAGUGAAAGAGAACCGGAGAACCGGCUGCCACGAGCAGGAAGAAUGACUGACAGGCUCACGGGGAAAAUAAAGACGGUUCAUUACGUCGCACAGGGUUGUGUUGUUUCCUUUGUUCUUCUUUUUAAAAACUAAUAAUUAUUUCAGUGAUGUACAUUUGUCAUGUAAUAUGUCUGAAGCAAUAAAACUCAUGGCUGAUA
Molecule: messenger RNA, 8181 nt
Organism: Ictalurus punctatus (channel catfish)
Lineage: Eukaryota; Metazoa; Chordata; Actinopteri; Siluriformes; Ictaluridae
Gene: gabra5
Product: gamma-aminobutyric acid type A receptor subunit alpha5
Exons: 10
Coding region: 1055-2482 (475 amino acids)
Biological process (GO): monoatomic ion transmembrane transport; synaptic transmission, GABAergic; nervous system process
Cellular component (GO): synapse; neuron projection; GABA-A receptor complex
Molecular function (GO): transmitter-gated monoatomic ion channel activity involved in regulation of postsynaptic membrane potential; inhibitory extracellular ligand-gated monoatomic ion channel activity; GABA-A receptor activity
Source: RefSeq, a predicted model, not a curated record